AUGGCCAAGGAAGGCGUGGAGAAGGCGGAGGAGACGGAGCAAAUGAUCGAGAAGGAGGCAGGCAAGGAGCCUGCUGAGGGCGGCGGCGGCGGCUCUCACCGCCUCGGGGACGCCCAGGAGAUGCGCGCCGUGGUGCUGGCCGGCUUCGGGGGGCUCAACAAGCUGCGGGUCACCAGGAAGGCCAUGCCCGAGCCGCAGGACGGCGAGCUCAAGAUCCGCGUCAAAGCCUGUGGUUUAAACUUCAUUGACUUGAUGGUGCGACAGGGGAACAUCGACAACCCUCCCAAGACUCCCCUGGUGCCAGGAUUUGAGUGUUCUGGGAUUGUUGAAGCUCUGGGGGACAGCGUGAAAGGAUACGAGAUCGGGGACCGUGUCAUGGCAUUUGUCAAUUACAAUGCCUGGGCAGAGGUGGUCUGCACGCCGGUGGAAUUUGUCUACAAGAUCCCAGAUGACAUGAGCUUCUCGGAGGCUGCUGCAUUCCCCAUGAACUUCGUCACAGCCUAUAUGAUGCUCUUCGAAGUUGCCAACCUCCGAGAAGGAAUGUCUGUGCUCGUGCACUCUGCUGGCGGCGGCGUGGGCCAAGCUGUGGCUCAGCUGUGUUCCACUAUCCCCAAUGUGACUGUCUUUGGAACAGCUUCUACUUUCAAGCAUGAAGCAAUCAAAGACUCCAUGACCCACCUCUUUGACAGAAAUGCAGACUAUGUGCAGGAAGUGAAAAGAAUCUCUCCUGAAGGAGUGGACAUUGUUUUGGAUUGCCUCUGUGGGGAUAACACUGGAAAAGGUCUCAGCCUUCUCAAACCACUGGGAACCUAUAUUUUAUAUGGUUCAUCCAACAUGGUGACUGGAGAGACCAAGAGCUUCUUUAGCUUUGCAAAAUCAUGGUGGCAGGUCGAGAAGGUGAACCCCAUCAAGCUCUAUGAAGAGAACAAAGUCAUCGCGGGAUUUUCCCUUUUAAAUCUGCUCUUCAAACAGGGCCGUGCAGGCCUCAUUCGAGGAGUGGUGGACAAACUCAUUGGGCUCUACAACCACAAGAAGAUCAAGCCCGUGGUAGACUCCCUUUGGGCCCUGGAGGAGGUGAAGGAGGCCAUGCAGCGGAUCCACGACCGGGGGAACAUCGGCAAAUUAAUUCUGGAUGUAGAGAAGACCCCGACUCCACUGAUGGCCAACGAUAGCACAGAGACCAGCGAGGCGGGAGAAGAGGAGGAGGACCACGAGGGAGACAGCGAGAACAAGGAGCGGAUGCCCUUUAUCCAGUAACCCAGGACCCAGGCAGGAGAAUGUGAAGGAUGGUUUGGAACAAGAGGAGCCGGUUGAGAAAGCUCUUCUGUACCCCAGUGAACAAAUGCUGUAGUCCACUGUGUGUUGUGUUUGUCUGCAGUCAGCUGAGCUAAAAGCUGUUGAUCACUGUUGUUUUUGAAAUUAAGUGCCAAGCCCAUUCCAUGCAGUAUUAUGUCCCUCCCUCAUCUGUGUAUCACAUUCUCCCCCCUCUCCUACUUCAAAACCAUCCAUCUUUGGGUCCUUCUUGACAGUU
Neomonachus schauinslandi (Hawaiian monk seal) is the source of this 1531-nucleotide messenger RNA. It is a transcript of the gene VAT1L, whose product is annotated as vesicle amine transport 1 like. Gene Ontology annotation, molecular function: zinc ion binding; oxidoreductase activity. The coding region runs from base 1 to 1257 and encodes 418 amino acids. Lineage: Eukaryota; Metazoa; Chordata; Mammalia; Carnivora; Phocidae. The transcript is spliced from 9 exons. The record is from RefSeq and is a predicted model, not a curated record.